CAGUGACAUUCAUCCAAGCAAAAGAUUUUUCGUUAAUUAGCAAGUAUUUUGGUAGAAUUUUAACAACACAAGAACUAGAUAGACUCAAGAAGGUGCAUAAUUUAUAUGUAGAAUUAGAAGCAAAUGGUGCACUAAGUAAAAUGAAAAACUCAAUUGAAGCACAGUAUGGGCUACUAACAAAAACACCAUGUAGAUGCAAUAAAGAAAGAAAUUGUUGCAAAAUUUUAAAAAGUAUUAACAAAAGAAAAAGCCAGGCUUUGAAAGGAGAAAAAGGAAAAAAGAAGAGCCCAAGCAUAGCAAUCAAUGCAUCAAAUGAUGAAAAAAGAAAUUAUGAUAAAACAGAUUGUAGAUAG
Cetraspora pellucida is the source of this 353-nucleotide messenger RNA. The record is from the annotation of a GenBank genome assembly. Lineage: Eukaryota; Fungi; Glomeromycota; Glomeromycetes; Diversisporales; Gigasporaceae.